UUGUGGAACAAUGGCGGACGAUAAAGAUGUGGUGGAGAAAACGAUUGCCGAAGAUUUGGUUGUUACCAAAUAUAAAAUGGCAGGAGAAAUUGUUAACAGAGUGCUAAAACAAGUUAUAGACAAAUGUGUGGCUGGUGCUUCAGUUAGAGAAAUCUGUGAGUUUGGAGACCAACUGUUGACGGAAGAAACAAGUAAGGUUUUCAAGAAGGAAAAGGAACUUAAAAAGGGUAUCGCCUUCCCCACAUGUGUGUCUGUUAACAACUGUAUAUGUCACUUCUCCCCUGUCCCUAGUGAACCAGAUUACACACUUAAGGAUGAGGAUGUUGUUAAAGUUGAUUUGGGAGUCCACAUAGACGGAUUCAUCGCUGUCGUAGCGCAUACAAUUGUGAUAGGCGCAUCUAGUGAAAAUAAAGUGACUGGCAGGAAGGCCGAUGCUAUCCUAGCAGCUCACUUCGCUUCACAAGCUGCUUUAAGGUUAUUAAAACCUGGGAAUGAAACCUAUGCAAUAACCGAUGCAGUACAAAAAGUCGCAGAGUCGUUUAAAUGUAAACCGGUUGAAGGUAUGUUGAGUCAUCAGCUGAAGCAAUUCAAAAUAGACGGCGAAAAGACGAUAAUACAGAAUCCGAACGACGCCCAAAAGAAAGAACAUGAAAAAUUCGAGCUCGACAAGCACGAAGUCUAUGCCAUGGACGUUCUGAUCAGUACGGGGGAAGGCGUGGGGAAGGAAACCGACACCAGGGUGGCUAUUUACAAGAAAACUGACGAGAUCUAUCAGUUGAAGUUGAAGGCAUCCAGGAUGUUUUACACUGAAGUCAGAACGAAGCACGGCAACAUGCCUUUUAAUUUGAGGGGUUUCCAGGACGAGACCAAGGCCAAGAUGGGCGUCGUGGAGUGCGUGAAGAACAAACUAAUCGAGCCUUUCCAAGUGCUCUAUGAAAAACCAGGAGAGUUCGUAGCCCAAUAUAAGUUCACAGUAUUGCUGAUGCCGAACGGUCCACACAAAAUAACGGGUCUGCCUUUGGAGCCGGAGCUCUACCAAUCCGAAUACUCCAUCACCGAUCCCGAUCUGAAGUCGAUCCUGAACAGCUCCGCCAACCCGAAGGCGGCCAAGAAGAAAAAAAAGAAGUCCGAGAGCAACGUCGAGCCCCAACCGAUGGAAGUUGAAGCCGCAGCUUAAAUGAAUUCGCUCUUCAGUUUCUCUCCCUCCCUGAAAUAUUUUUUAAAUGCUUGUCCUCUUUAUUGUAACACUCUUUUUAUGUUUUUUUUUUUAUGUAAAACACGACUCGGGUUUCUUUUCUGAAAGAAAAUUUUUUAGACAAUCACGUUUCGGCACGCCUCGUCUAAAACAAUUGCAUAACACUAUUUUCCUUUCGGUGUAUCAUAUUUUUAUAAUUUUUUCAGUGGACACUAAAUUUUGCUUUGGGUUUUUCUUAAUAUUUCACCAAUUUAAAUUCAUUAACUUAUGUUUUCCGUUAUCUUCACACCAUUUUUUUUUAAUCUUUACUAUUUUUAUUUCUAGGUAAAGAUUGUUAAUUUUUUUUAAUAGAUGAAAUAUUUAAGAUAUAUAACAUUGUACUAAAUUUAGAUCACUGUAAAGUGACGAAUAAAAUGUUUGGUAUUUUGAAAUAA
Anoplophora glabripennis (Asian longhorned beetle) is the source of this 1629-nucleotide messenger RNA. RefSeq names its product proliferation-associated protein 2G4. The transcript has 5 exons. The record is from RefSeq and is a predicted model, not a curated record. The coding region runs from base 11 to 1177 and encodes 388 amino acids. NCBI's taxonomy places the organism in Eukaryota, Metazoa, Arthropoda, Insecta, Coleoptera, Cerambycidae.